This is a messenger RNA of Rattus rattus (black rat), 2403 nucleotides long. It is a transcript of the gene Nusap1, whose product is annotated as nucleolar and spindle associated protein 1. Bases 366 to 1625 code for a protein of 419 amino acids. Gene Ontology annotation, molecular function: microtubule binding. Gene Ontology annotation, biological process: mitotic cytokinesis; mitotic chromosome condensation; establishment of mitotic spindle localization. NCBI's taxonomy places the organism in Eukaryota, Metazoa, Chordata, Mammalia, Rodentia, Muridae. Gene Ontology annotation, cellular component: nucleolus; microtubule; mitotic spindle. The transcript has 11 exons. The record is from RefSeq and is a predicted model, not a curated record.
GACAGGGAGACGGCGCGGCGAGAGAGUCGCCAUUUUUCGAAACCCGCGCCUGUUUCACGCACGUCCCAGGUCCCGCCCAACUGUUUUGCUGUGCCUUCAUUGGACAAUAUUCCUGUAAGACACGCCCACAAUACCCAGUGUCUGCCUAUUAGGUUUGCGGAGUAGCUGUCUUCAGCCAGUCAUGCUACUGGCCCUCAUAGGAAACCCCACUCUCGAGGCAGUUCAACCAAUGGGCGUACAGCAUUCGUCAUUUAAACUGAGUAUAAAAGUCUGCUUGUCAACGUAUUGGGUGGCGCCAGUUUUGAACCGUGCUGUUUUGAGUCGUGUGGCUGUUUUUCUGGGUAUCACCGUGAUUGCAGAACGUGAUGACCGUCCCCUCUGCAGAGGAGCUGGACUCCUUCAAGUACAGCGACCUGCAAAAUUUAGCCAAAAGACUGGGCCUCCGGGCUAACCUGAGGGCAGACAAGUUGUUAAGAGCCUUGAAAGCACACCUGAAUCCAGAAACAAGAAGAGAAAAUAAAAAUCAGGAUGAAAAUCAGUCUUCCGCAUUCUCCUGUGACGAGACUGAGACACAAGUUGUCAGUGAGGAGCAGGCUGAGACGGGAUCAGGUAGUCACGUCACCAAAACCAGGAGGAGGAAGUGCAGGACCAUCCAUGGAAUCCCCACCUCCCAGAAUCAUAUGGAGAUGAAAGGAAGAGACAGCACCACAUUCCAAAAUCAGGAAAAUCAGGAAAAUCAAGACCUCAGAGCUACUGAAAAGGUUCCUUCUCUGCCAGAGCAAAGGCCAGAAGAUGGGAAUGCAGCUUCCUCAGAAGAAGGAAAAAUAAACGACAAAAAGAGGCCUUUGGAAAAAAGAUCUCUAUGCACGGAUGGGUUUUCUAAACUUGGGAACAGUAAAAGAAUUUCAGCCACUACACCAAACUUUAAGAGGCUUCAUGAGGCUCAUUUUAAGAAAAUGGAAUCCAUUGAUGAAUAUAUGGUGAGAAAAAAGAAACACUUUAAAGAGCACGAUUCACUUAAAGAACUAAAGCAGCUUGACAAAAAAGUGACCCCAGUUCCACCAAGAGGGAGACUCUCUGUACUCUGCACUCCUGCGAGGCAGCGGUGCUCACAGGGCCACUCAGCAACUAAAAUGAAUGUCAGGUUCUCAGCUGCUACUAAAGAUAAUGAACAUAAGUGCUCGCUGACCAAGACACCAGCCAGAAAGUCCCCACAUGUGACUGCACCUGGGAGUGCUUCAAAGGGCCAGGCUGUGCUCAAGACACCAAAGUUAAAGACCACUGAGAGGAAUUCCACUGCAGUUAUUACUCCAUUCAAGUUGAUGACUGAAGCAGCACAGACUCCAGGUUCUAGUAAGAAACCGAUAUUUGAUCUCAAAGCAAGCUUGUCUCGUCCCCUCAACUACAAGCCACACAAAGGGAAGCUGAAACCUUGGGGCCAAGCUAAAGAGAAUAAUUCUCUGACUGAAUGUGUGAGCAGAGUUACCCUGCACAGGAAAACGUACAAACAACCUCCUCUCCAGACCAGGGAAGAACAACGGAAGAGACAUGUGCAAGAACGGAAGGAGAGAAAAGAAAAGCUUUUGGAAGCUCGAAGAAACUUGGGUGUGACUAAAGCCCAGUGACCCUGCUGUCCCUUUCCUCCUAACUCAUUCUCCUUUGUAUGUUUUUAUACUUUCUCUUCUUCAAUCAAAAGCUCUUUUCUGUCAUAACUUGUAUAGUGCCUCCUCUGUGCUAUAUCUGAGAAUACAUUAUCACCUUAAAAUCCAUAACUGAAGUGACUUUCACUUAAUGUCCUGUACAACUCCAACUUUUAAAGACCUGUCCUUGUGAUCUUAAGAGCUUUUCAUGUCAAGGCCCUGCUAGUCCCGAUGGCGAUGACCUGCACCCUUUUCUGCACAAGAGUCCCCUGAGCGGCAAGCUGAGGCAGAAGCUCAGCGUGAGAGAGUAAGAUGACGCUCCCAGGAGAGGGAGGCUGGGAGGCCACAUUUUUGUUCAGUAGCCUGGAAAAUCUAUUAGUCUUAUUGAAAUCAUAUAUUUUAUUUUGAUAGGUAAAAAGUUUUAGCUUAUAAGAGCCUUGUUCCGACAUUUCAGGUAUUUGCCAACUGUCACUCAUUAUAAUCCUAAACUAGAAAACCUCUACGCUCUCUUAAAUAGAAGCCACAGGGCAAAGGGUGUGCCUCAGUUGUAUAGCACUCGGCUAUCACACACCUGCCCCUGAAUUUGACUCCUGGUCCCACCAAAAACAAAACUGAGAAUGGCUGCCAUAAGAAAACCUCCUUGGCAGACUUAGAUCUCACAGUAGGAGAGGGAGCUGACCUUCUGACCUUGCUCGGCCCUGUAGAGACUCUGAGUUGUGUGUAAUGAUUACAAUGUUCAUAAAUAAAAAUUUUCACUGUGAUA